GGGCGCCUAUCUCUAGGGGCGCCUAUCUCUAUGGGCGCCUAUCUCUAUGGGCGCCUAUCUCUAUGGGCGCCUAUCUCUAUGGGCGCCUAUCUCUAUGGGCGCCUAUCUCUAUGGGCGCCUAUCUCUAUGGGCGCCUAUCUCUAUGGGCGCCUAUCUCUAGGGGCGCCUAUCUCUAUGGGCGCCUAUCUCUAUGGGCGCCUAUCUCUAUGGGCGCCUAUCUCUAUGGGCGCCUAUCUCUAUGGGCGCCUAUCUCUAUGGGCGCCUAUCUCUAGGGGCGCCUAUCUCUAUGGGCGCCUAUCUCUAUGGGCGCCUAUCUCUAUGGGCGCCUAUCUCUAUGGGCGCCUAUCUCUAUGGGCGCCUAUCUCUAUGGGCGCCUAUCUCUAUGGGCGCCUAUCUCUAGGGGCGCCUAUCUCUAGGGGCGCCUAUCUCUAUGGGCGCCUAUCUCUAGGGGCGCCUAUCUCUAGGGGCGCCUAUCUCUAUGGGCGCCUAUCUCUAUGGGCGCCUAUCUCUAUGGGCGCCUAUCUCUAUGGGCGCCUAUCUCUAUGGGCGCCUAUCUCUAUGGGCGCCUAUCUCUAUGGGCGCCUAUCUCUAUGGGCGCCUAUCUCUAUGGGCGCCUAUCUCUAUGGGCGCCUAUCUCUAUGGGCGCCUAUCUCUAGGGGCGCCUAUCUCUAUGGGCGCCUAUCUCUAUGGGCGCCUAUCUCUAGGGGCGCCUAUCUCUAUGGGCGCCUAUCUCUAGGGGGCCUAUCUCUAGGGGCGCCUAUCUCUAUGGGCGCCUAUCUCUAUGGGCGCCUAUCUCUAUGGGCGCCUAUCUCUAUGGGCGCCUAUCUCUAUGGGCGCCUAUCUCUAGGGGCGCCUAUCUCUAUGGGCGCCUAUCUCUAG
Messenger RNA from Closterium sp. NIES-65, 879 nucleotides. The record is from the annotation of a GenBank genome assembly. NCBI's taxonomy places the organism in Eukaryota, Viridiplantae, Streptophyta, Zygnematophyceae, Desmidiales, Closteriaceae.